AUGGAUGACGGUUUAUUAAUCGAACAGGUGUCGGGAUUUCCGGCACUUUUUAAUAAGGCUGACAAGCGGUAUAAAUCUAAAUUGGAUAAAGAGGCAGCAUGGCGCACAAUUGGGGACAUUUUGAAUGAAAUGCGUAGAACUACUUCAAAUUAUCAAAAACUACCAGAACAAGAACUCAGAGCCCAGAGUCCACCCUCUAGCCCCUCUGUUGCAUGGGACUCGAUGUAUCAAAUAACAUCAGAUUCUGCAUCCGAAUCAAACAGUAUGGUGCAGACACCCCUUUUUACAAGUUUGGAUAAUGAAACUCCUUCUACAUCAGGCAAAGUUCCAAUACCUAGAAGAACAAUGCCCAAAAAAAGGAAUGCCCAAGAGGCUAUGAUCGAAAAAAUGUCGUCAUGCUUUGAUCAUUUAAAUAAAAGGGUCCAGUCAGCUCCUCCUACACCAGACGAAGACCUGCAUUUUGCAAAAAGUUUGGCGCAUGAUAUGAAAAUUUUAUCACCAUUACAAAAAAUUCAAUUUAAAAAAACCAUUUAUGAACUAUUGGAAAAUAUUGCAAGUGAAACUUUGUAA
Messenger RNA from Brassicogethes aeneus, 570 nucleotides. NCBI's taxonomy places the organism in Eukaryota, Metazoa, Arthropoda, Insecta, Coleoptera, Nitidulidae. The record is from the annotation of a GenBank genome assembly.